UUAUGAUGUAUCUCCGGUGCCUGCCUGCCGGUCUAAGUAAUCCACAAUCGCCCCAAGAACUGAGUAAUCGUUCUUGAGAGCCAUGAAAAACAAAAAAAUGUGGCAUGUUUUCUUUUUUUUCUGAACAUUUGAAUGGAAGCCAGUCUAAGCCGAGCCAGACUAGUUCCUUUUUCUCCUAUAAUAUAAACAAGACUGAGGGACGCCUGCAGGCGAGUUCUCAUUGAAUGAGAGAGAAUGCUCUUUUAGCUCAGUGGCUAAAAACGAAAACUUGCUUCUAGCUGUUUGUGCAGGAACUUCUUUUAAUUUUGAAAAGUGUGAGAGAGCUUUAUGUAAACAGUGCUGUGAAAAAGUAUUUGCCCCUCCCCAAUUUCUUCUAUUUUUGCAUAUUUGUCACACUUGCAAGUUUCAGACCAUCAAAUUACUCUUAAUAUUAGACAAAGAUACCCAAGUACCCUUUUAUUUUUAAGCCUGCUGUUCUUCAGGGAUGUCCUCAGAUGCUCACAAGCACACAGUGGCCUGUGAGUGGUUGGGUAAAGUCAUUACCAUGCGGCCGCUCACUCUUUAAGGUGUUCCUCCAGGCCAGGUCAAACGGAGAGAGCCCUGAACGUCUCGCAAGAUGGUGGCUUGGUGACCUCUUAUACAUCAGUGCCCCCCAUGUGGCCAAUCAUGUACCUGCACAUAAAGGGACACACAACAGGGAAAACACACAGAAUGACAGCACAAUGCACACAAAAGAGCAACGCGCGUCGCCAGGCAACCGCUCUGCUUGCACUUGCCAUCUGCAGGCAGCGCCAUGGAGGAAAAGCCGGACAUCGGAGCUUUGAGUCCUGAACAAGAAGAAAAACUGCGCCAGUUCAAGAUCAAGACAAGAAUGGCGAACGAAAUGUAUCUGAGAGCUCAUCCAGAGGUGGAAAUGCUGAUGAGCGAUUUUCUAAGAGAUGUGUUUCUUAAAAGACCUACAGAUAUCCGUGAAUUUGCUGCAGAUUACUUCAGUGACCCAGACCUGCCAGCAAAAAUUGGGGUCCAAGUGGAGGAGAACGCUGGGGUGAAAAUCUGAGGACUUCUUUAAGACUCUUUAAACAGCAGAUUAUGUGCUCUGUUGCCAUUUGUCUGUAACUAGCUGAACAGCAUUCGUCUAAUUAGCAAUACCAACAUUAUGUAAUUGGCUUCAUUAAGAGUGGAGUCAGCAGGGGACACGACGCCGCUUAACUUGUUUGUUCAUUGAUUCUAUGGGGAUGAAGGAUGAACUGCACUGAACGGAACAAAAUGUCUCAUUAAGAGUACAGUGUUAUUAUUAGUCAUGUCUGGUUGCUUGACCUCUUCAUGCAGGCGAGUUCAUCCAAUUUUUCCACAUUUCUGCAUAAUUAAAUGGUUAAUUUGUAAACAAAUUUAGGUGGUUUCAUGCAAAAUGCUCCAUUCUAGAGAAACUUAAUGAGGUACAGAAUUGUUCGUAGUGUUGGUGAUGGGAACCAGACGUCUGCAGAGUUUAAUGCCUCUAAAAGCUCCCUCACAGAAAGUUAGUACAUGAAAUGAUUAUGAAUGAUGUCUGAGACACUGUUUUACAACAGUCUUUAGAAGGUUUUUGACCCCUGGUUUCCUUCACCACCACUGUAAAGAAAUCUGAGUCGGUAAGUUUCUCUACAAUUAACCAUUUCACACCAAACCACUCUGAAUGACUUUGUUUGCAUCUCAACCACUAAAUUAUGUAGAAAUUUUGAAAGAAUUUGAGCAGAACAGAGCAAAGGGCAUAUAUGUUGUAAACAUAUUGUUUAAAAAUGUUGCUAUUAGAUUCAUAAAGGCAGAAAUGCAUUGACGUUUUGUACAAAUACGUCAGUGAAAAGAUAAAUUGUACCUGUUGAUUUCUCCCAUCGGCUGUAAUGUAUUUUUGCUCUGAUUAAAUAUUAAAUUUUGAUUGACAACAAUGUUCAUUUGUCAUCUCUCAAACAAAUUUACAUGGCAUAAAGUUGUAAUAAACUUUAUGUGAUUAUUAAGAGGUCCGGCAGAU
Messenger RNA from Colossoma macropomum (tambaqui), 2005 nucleotides. Its product is annotated as RIIa domain-containing protein 1-like. NCBI's taxonomy places the organism in Eukaryota, Metazoa, Chordata, Actinopteri, Characiformes, Serrasalmidae. The record is from RefSeq and is a predicted model, not a curated record. The transcript is spliced from 7 exons. Bases 794 to 1057 code for a protein of 87 amino acids.